AAUGUAUGGAUGGCAAAACCUAAGCGAUUCGUGAUAAGUGCGUGGUUUAAAUGGGCAUGGUAACGAUUUUGGUAAAUUUAAUGUUUACAAUGCUUCAAUAAGGCAUUUUUACUAGUAAUUGGCAACCAUAAUUUGAGAUAUGUGAGUUACAGAGCUUACAAUUCUUUUCUAUGUAAACAAAGCUUUUGUUUACAUUUUGCAUGCUGAAGUGAAAAUUCCAGUUUUAAACCUAAAAUGAAUGUUAAAAGCUAGGAACUGUGUUUAUUUAUGCUUAAAAUGAAUAAGAAGAUCGACAAAUCCGCGAAAAAGAUUUUUAACUGCAUGGUACAUGUAUAUUGAAUCUAUGUAAACAAAAACAGGGCACGAGCCUUGUUUACAUGGCAAAGAAUUGUGAGCGCUGUAUCUUGCUUAAUUAUAACUCUACGACUGACUCUCAAAUUUCAUUUUAUCAUUAGAAUGCAUUCCUAAAGCACUUUAAACAAUAAAUCAGUAAAAUAGAAUUUGACAGAAAUCGUGACUAUAUGCCCCUUUAAAAUGUUCCGUGUGUUACUGUUGCUUUAUAUAAAAAAGAUACCAAACAUAAAAAUGCUAAAAGGUAUAGUAGGUAACACACACAGAAAUAUAAAGGGGGGGGGGGUGGCUGGGAAAAUGGGCAUACUAAUUCAUUUUGAGAUUGGAGAUGCGGGUGUUAAAUUUAACGAAGCUUCCUAGCCACAAAUAUGCUCAAACUGUUUUAAAAAUAUUAGUAAAAUUUUAAAGUAUUUUUUUUAUGACACAUAUAUGCGUUAACUUAUGGAAUAUGGAUAACUGAUACUGAAAUUAGAGAAGGCUAGACCUGGCAGCAAUAAAACCACUUUCAAAAGUUGUGAGGGAAUGAAUUGAUUUUUUUAUAGGACUUUUACGCCCUAAACGUUGAGGCACCAAUUCUAGAAUGUUUCGGCACCAACAUUCAUUUUUUUCUCAUUUAACUUUCACUUUAUUGACAAACGUGUUAACUUGUUAAAAUUUAAAUAUUUCAAUAAGUUUGAGAAAUAUUUUUUCCAAAGUUAAUUUAUUUUCUUCUUAUUACACUGAUAUCUAUCCACGUGUUAUUUUUAUAUCUAUACUUUGCGUCCCAGGUCCUCUUUAGCCCCCCCCCCCCCCUCCCCCCGCAUUAAUACAUUACAAAACUGGGAAAGUCAGACAUCUUGCACAUAAUUUUUCAUGUCAUAAAAAUGUCAGCUCCUGUCGCGGGCGGAGGGGAAUUCUGGAAUUGUUUGCUUUGUUUUGAUGCUUUGAUGUUAUGCCACCUAAAUAAAUCCACCCCUGCUAUAUAUAAGUUAAUCACGUGACGAUCACAAAGGCCAACAAGACCAGGAAGAAAAAUACCGUGAUCGCCAUGUUGGACUGUAGAGAAUAUUUCUUAAAAUCCCAUCAAAGUGUCUGACCAUGGACCCUGAGUUCAGCCUUCAGGAUGUGUUACGGUGUCAUCUCUGUGAGACCCCGGGCCCCCCUAUGUACUGUGUCAUUUGUAACAAAUAUCUGUGUAAAGCUUGUGAGAAUGACCAUAUCUCAGAUCUAUCCAAAGAACACAAAGUGCUGCCAUUUGAAAAGAGGAGAUAUACUCCAAAAUGUCCAAAACAUCCCUUAAAAAUAUGUGAACAUUACUGCGAACAAUGUGACAUUCCUAUUUGUACAACAUGUGCUUCCUCUAAAAAACACCGCAGCCAUAAAUCUGUUGAAAUAACGAACAAGAUUGAUCGAAGCAAAGAAAUAAUUCAAAAAGAUUUACAAGAACUAGAGAAAUGCAUUUAUCCCAAAUACCAAGAGAUAGCAUCCAUUAUCCCAGUCCAGAAAUCUGCUCUGAAUGUAAACUCCAAGAAAUUAACAACAGAAAUUGACAAACAUGGAGAAGACUUGCACAGAGAAAUAGACACCAUUAUCAGAAACAUGAAAUCUAACGUGGAGGAAACGGACACCAAACACCUGGCUGUCCUAGAUAAACAAGCAGAUGAAAUUAAACACACCAUUUCUGAAAUCACACAGACCAUUACUGAACUAAAGACAUUACUGGACUCCAAUGAUGUCAGCCGUGUCUCUGCCUACAAAUCCAGGAAUGAUGAAUUCAGAAGAUUGCCUCCUAAACUCACAGUGUCCUUACCAAGUUUUACCCCUCAGAAGAUCAACAAAGAACAGCUUUAUCAACAGUUUGGUUCUCUGUCAGCGUCAUCUAUCAAAACAGAAGAACAUGGCUACACCAUGGAAUCUCCCGGUGCUGAGUCCUCUCCCCCGGACAGACCGCUCAUUGAUGUACCAUGGAUCAUCACACAAAUAGACACCAAGUAUAGAGGAUCAGUUAAUUCAUUAUACAGUGUGUCCUGUCUGAGUGAUGAGGAGAUGUGGACGAGUGGUUAUGACAACAGCAUGAGACUGUACAACCUCAGUGGGGAACUAGUGAAGUCAGUCCAUACCAAGUCAAGGUACUAUCCACAGGACAUAGCAGUGACAAGGAGUGGGGAUCUAGUUUAUACUGAUUACAAUGAUAGAACUGUGAACAUAGUGAAGAAUAAAAAGAUACAGACAGUGAUCAGACUACGGGGGUGGAAACCUCUCGGUGUCUGUAGUACCUCCUCUGGUGACCUCCUGGUUGUCAUGGACAGUGAUGAUGAUAAACAAACAAAAGUGGUGUGUUACUCUGGCUCCACAGAGAAACAAAGUAUUCAGUACGACGACAAAGGACAACCUCUCUAUUCAUCUGCUGGAUUAAUUAACACUAAAUUCAUCAGUGAGAACAGGAACCUAGAUAUCUGUGUGUCGGACUAUAGAGCCCAUGCAGUAGUGGUGGUCAAUCAGGCCGGGAAACUCCGGUUUACCUACACUGGUCCUCCCUCUACUACCAAGGGAUCAUUUAUACCAUACGGCAUCACAACAGACAGCCAGGGUCGCAUCCUGACAGCAGACACUAACAACCACUAUAUCCACAUCCUGGAUCAGGACGGACAGUUCCUCCGCUACAUUGACGACUGUGAUUUACAGGCUCCACGGGGUUUAUGUGUGGACACCAGAGACAACCUCUUUGUGGCUGAGUUAUUCACAGGUAAAGUGAAGAAAAUACAAUAUAACAUGUAAACAAACUGUUUAUAAUAAUCAAACUAUUUGUUUAUUUAUUUACAUGUAACAUUAGUGAAGAAAUCGAUAUUACAAAUAAAACAAACCAUGUUUUAUAAUAAUCAAACGGUUCAUAAUAUUAAAUUACAUCUAUUAAUAAAUAAAGUUCUCAAGUGACAACAGCUAUAUAUUACAUGUAAAUAAAUUAAACUUGUUUGAUACCAUGUUUACAUGUCAACAAUCUGUAUUACAUCUUGUAUGUAACAAACUACAUGUAACUGACCGUGUUUACAUAAUGUAUGUCAACGGACUGAUUGUUUGAUUCAUUAAAUGUAAACUGUGUUUAUAUAUUGGGUGUGUUUAUGUAUUGGAUGUGUUUACUAGUAUAUAUUGGAUGUGUUUAUAUAUUGGAUGUGACUGUCAACAGACCAAAUGUGGUGAUUUAAAACUCCAAACAUUGCGUGCCAUCAAACUGAGUGUUUAAUAUGAUUAUAUUUAAUAUAUGUUAAAUUUGAAUACAAUGUAUAUUGUUUAUAUGUGUAUAUUAAAUAAUAAAUGUAAAUAAACUGUAUAAUUAUGA
This is a messenger RNA of Magallana angulata, 3667 nucleotides long. RefSeq names its product E3 ubiquitin-protein ligase TRIM9-like. The record is from RefSeq and is a predicted model, not a curated record. The transcript has 2 exons. Lineage: Eukaryota; Metazoa; Mollusca; Bivalvia; Ostreida; Ostreidae. The coding region runs from base 1429 to 3108 and encodes 559 amino acids. Gene Ontology annotation, biological process: protein polyubiquitination; proteasome-mediated ubiquitin-dependent protein catabolic process; negative regulation of translation. Gene Ontology annotation, molecular function: zinc ion binding; ubiquitin protein ligase activity; protein binding.